Messenger RNA from Theileria parva strain Muguga, 2307 nucleotides. It is a transcript of the gene VPS33, whose product is annotated as Sec1 family protein. Gene Ontology annotation, biological process: vesicle-mediated transport; intracellular protein transport. The record is from RefSeq and is a predicted model, not a curated record. The coding region runs from base 1 to 2277 and encodes 758 amino acids. Lineage: Eukaryota; Apicomplexa; Aconoidasida; Piroplasmida; Theileriidae. Gene Ontology annotation, cellular component: CORVET complex; vacuole. The transcript has a single exon.
AUGUUUCUUCUUGAACAAGUAUCAUUAGACUCAAAAAAUAAUUUUUAUAGAACCUUCAUUGAUAUUAUCGCAUCAAUAAGUAAAUAUGAAGAUUACAAAAGCUUUAGGCAAUCUGCAGGUCCAGUUAAAUCUGAAAAUCCUACAAACUCAAAUGAAAAUGCUCCUCCAAAUUCUUCAAAUGAAUUUAAUUUAAUUAAUGGUGACAAAAACCACGACGACGCAAUUACCACCCGCAUUAUCAAAAACAAUAUAAGCUUGGUUUGUUCCUACGAUGUAUAUGAUUUGUUAAACGUGCUGUUUAAUGACUCAGUUUUGGAGUUGGGAUUCCUUAACUUUAACCGCAUUGAAAAUGUCAUCGCAAGACAAUCCAAGGGUAUAGUUGAGGAUUAUAAUGUGAGUAAAGUGAAUGAAGUCUUCGUGAUCCGUCCAACAUUUAGGGACUCACAGAAAUUGGCUUCGCUUCUGCAAACGAGACAUACAAAUGUUAUCAGAGUUGUUUGCCUUCCUGAGAUUUGUGAAAUGUACCCAGAGGUUUUGUCCCACCUCCUGGGUAAGAAUUUCACCGUUUGCAAGUAUGGUUCAAACACGCCUUAUACGACUAACUUAGUUGAAUUGUAUCAGUGUUCUAUACAUAUGGUUCCUGUAGAUGGCAUUUUAUCAAUGUUCAUGUCGAACUGCUUUACAGACUUUUAUCUAAACGGAGACCCGAGCACAGCAUGGUUCUUUGCCAAGGCACUUGAUUACUUACAGAGAAGACACCUAGGGGGUUCAAUAUUGAAUAUUACAGGCGUGGGAACGUUGUCGAAAUAUGUAGUUGAGCUUUUGUUGAAGAAUAGGAGGGACAUAGCUCCAAACAUGAUAGUUGAAGGCAUGGAUAAAAUACAAAAUGAAAAGUGUUUCAUCCCAAUAAAGCUACUUCAAAACUAUCACGAUAGUAUGUUAACUGAUAUUAACAACUUCAACAUCAUUUAUGAGUCUAAAAAGACCAACAAACUCAAGGAUUUGGACUCCAGGAUCCUACUUACCAACUCACCAUCUUUCAAAUCAUCGAUAAUAAUUGACAGGAAGGUAGACUUAAUAACACCAAUGUGUACAAAUUUCACAUACGAAGGCUUGCUAGACUCAGUUUUUGGCCUAAACUGUAACAUGCUGAAUGUGGACUCUCAAGCUCUUGACGGAAAGUUGGUAAACUCGUUGGACUUGAUAGUGGAUUUUCACAAAAAUAAACAGUUAAUGAAUUUUAACAAAAAGCAAGUUUCACUAAAAUCGCAAUUGUACGAGGAGAUAAGGUGGUUAGAUUUCUCAAAGGUAGGAUCAUACCUACACGAAAAAGCCUUGAGGGUUAAAAAAGGCUAUGAGGGAGGAGGCAUGCAAACAAUUGGGGAAAUGGGAGAAUUUGUAAAAAAAUUCAAGUCACUGCAACAAGAACAUGUUACGCUUUCAACACAUGUUAAUAUCAUGGGUUACUUGAACUCUUUUGUAAAGUCCGAGAGGUUUCAGCUGGUACAAAACAUUGAAGACUGUAUUUUACAAGGGAGCACUGACGGGAACAAAGACGAUUCGAAGUUGGCUAACUUUUCAAAAUUAUGGACCAAGAAGUCAGGAGAUCCAUUUAUAGCUCAAAUUUUGGAUCUAAUUUUCUGGAACAUAGAUGAAUCCACAAUAUUUAGGUUACUAAUUCUGUUAUCUCAGACCAUGGACGGUCUAAAGCAGUCAGACUUUGACACAAUCAAGAAGGCCAUAAUUUAUCAAUACGGGUUUCAGUACCUUAAAACAAUCCAGAACUUUACUAAAUCAGGGUUAAUUAAAAUUAACAAUGUGGUUGAAAGCUCGAGGUGGCAGAAGAUUUACGGGAAGUUUAACCUUUUAGUGGAUUCUGAACUUUCAAAGACAGAUUGCUCAGGUAUCUUCGGAGGCUAUGCACCUCUAAGCAUUAGAAUUGUUCAGUUGCUUAGCGUUUCUAACGACUCUGCUCCCUUAAGUACUGAGUUUGGGCUUCUAAAUUGUCAAAUAGUUUCAACUAAACAGAAACCAAUAACAUCUAGUUCCCAUUGUAACAUUAAUACCCCUUCAACAAAUAGUAGAAAAUCAUCGUUAAAUGAAAGUCAACCAAAUGAAUACAUCGAUGAUCCUAUUGAACACUGUUUGAUAUGUUAUAUUGGUGGAAUAACUAUCGGAGAAGUCGCCUCAGUCUCGCUAAUUAACUCCUUCAACAAGUCCAGCUUCGUUGUCCUUGCAACUGACAUCGUUAACUCCAUUAAACUAACUAACAUGUAAUAUAAUCUAUUUUAAACAGACAUUAAACAA